AUGUAUCCUUUAUAUUAUGAAAAAAAGAUUAUAAAAAAAUUAAUACAAUACGAUGCGUUAAUAUUAUUAGCAGAUGGAUUUAACGAAUUAAAUAUUCUAGCACUUUUUAUUUUUUAUUACCAAAAUAAGAGUUUAUGGUAUGAUAAUCCUAUAAAUAAUAAAAAUAUUUUCUUUGAUUUAUUUAAAUUAAAUAUAAACAGAAUAAGUUAUGAUAAUGAAGAAAAUAAAAAGGAUACAAAUUAUUCUGAAAAGCUUGAUGAUUAUAAUGAAAAAAGUGAACAUAUAAAGGACACCUUUAAAAAUGAUGAAAAUGAAAAUACCUUUGAUCAAAUAAAAAAUGAUAAUAAUGAAAACUGCAACUUAAAUAAUAUAGGAAAUAAAAACAAAUUAAUAUUUAUAUUAAAUGUAACACCUAAAGAAUAUAACUUAUUUUUGAAAUAUCAAAUCCAGUUAUAUGAAGAAAUUAGUAAACUUGACAAAUUAUUUAAUAACAGUGUUAAAAUAAACUAUCUAAAAACUGAAUAUAUAAGGAAUCAAAAAUCAAAUGAAAGAAUUGAAAUGUAUAUAAAAAGAGGAGUAUAUUUUAUAUCAUCAAAUGUUUUAUUAAUAGAUUUAUUAACAUUUAAAAUAAUCCCUGAAAUUAUUGAUGGUAUUUUUAUUUGUAAAAAUCAUAAGCUUAUUUGUAGUACGAAAGAAGUAUUCAUUAUAGAAAUAUUUAGAAGGAGAAAUAAAUUUGGUUUUAUUAAAGGAAUAAGUAAUAAUAAAAAAUUAAUAAAUAACCAACAUAUUUUAAAUAUUUCCCAAAAAUUAUUCAUGAAAAAAAUAUACUGUUAUCCACGGUUUCAUAAAAAUGUUCAUAUUUCAUUAAAUAAUAAAUAUAUACAACCUAAUAUAUAUGAGUUAAAUUUAGAUUUACCUAUUGACACAAAAAAAAUUGAAGAUAAUAUUUUUAAUUUGAUUCAUUAUUUAAAUUUAGAAAUCAAAAAAUUUCACACAUUUGAUGAUUUUGAUAUAAAUUCAUUAAUGUACUCAGAUAGUGCAGAAAAUUAUAUAAUGAAUUAUAUAAAAAGUAAAAAUCUUACUUAUAAUACAAAAAAAUUACUUAAAGAAAUUAUUGUAUUAGUUAAUAUUUUAUACAAUUUAUACAAUUAUGAUAGUUUAAUAUUUUAUAAUUAUUUAAAUAAUUUAAAAGAGGCAGAUAAAGAAUCAAUUUGGAUGUAUUGUAAUGAGGCAAACGAAAUUUUCUACUUAUCUAGUGAAAGAAAAAAUAACUUCUUAAAAAAAAUUAAUAUAGAUAAAGAUCAAUAUGGAAUGGAUGAUAUACAAUGUUUUAUAAAUAAAAUACAAUAUAAUAGUGAAUAUUUUUAUAAUUCAUACAAAUCUAAAAGGGAAGAAAAUGAAAAAUAUAAAUGGAUAUAUGAAUUAGUUUAUAAUAGAGAUAUAUCUUUAAAUGAUUAUAAAAAAAUUAUUUUAAAAAGAAAUUACAUAGAGAAAAAUUGUGUUAAAAGAAAAAAUUAUAAUAAAAAUUAUGAAAACAAUAAAAUUGUAAGUAAAAAAAUAAAAACAACAAAAAAUGUACAUUCUAAAUGUAAAAAAGAGUCAGAACUUUAUCUUAAUAAUGAAGAAAAAAAAGGAGAAAUAGGAAAAUCAGAAAGUUCUAAUAUUAAUUUCAAAAUAAAAUGUGAAAAUUAUAAUUUGAGUAAUGAAUAUCAUAUUAUUGAAAAAAAUGAUUUUAGUCAAAAAGUUGAUAUAAAUGAAAAUACAGUAGCAUACAACUGCGAAGAAAUAAACAAAGAAAAAAAAAUUGAGAUAAAUGAAGAUAGAAAAUUAUUAAAUAACGAAUUAAUAAAUAAUAAAAAAGAAGAAAUAAAAAUAGAGAAAAACACAAUUCAUAAUAAUGAUAGUAGUGAUAGCGCUAAUAUAGACAAAAUUGAUUACCCAAUUGUUAUAAUAGUUGAUAAUUUUUAUGCACAAAAAGAAAUUUAUAAUCUAUUGAUACAUAAAAAAGAAAAUAAUUUAGAUUCAAACUUUCCUCUAAAAUAUGAAGAAAAAAUUAACGAGUAUAACAUAUCCGAUUCUUCAAUGAAUUCUCUAAAUAGUUCUGAAAAAUCUUUUAAAAGUAAAAAAAAUUUCUUUUUAGAAAAUAUUAAUUAUUACAUAUCUUAUAAUAUGAUAAAAAAUAAAACGUUAAAUCUAAAAUAUAUAAAACCAAAAAUUUAUAUUUUGUGCAUUAAUAAGUACUAUGAUAACAUAUAUACUAGUGAAAAUUUUAUUAAUAAUUGCUAUAAAAAAAUUGAUAUGAUUAAUUUAGAAAGUCAGAAAAAUUAUAUGAAUAAUUCUGAUAAAGAAAAAUCUAAGGAAAAGAAAGAUAAUGAAAAAGGUAAUUCAAACCAUUUAUCAUUUGAUAAUGAUGAUAUAUUUGAAAUAAAUGAAUUUAGUGGUAAUUUAGAUUUCUUAGAAUUGUUUUUAAUGAAAAUAAAACCACAUAGAAUUAUUCUAACAAAUUUAGAUUUAAGUAUAUUUAGGAAUAUAGAAAUUUAUUGUGCAAGGUUGUUCCGAUAUCAUGUAUUUAAAUUGCACAAAGAAGAGUGUUUUAAAGAAUUAGCAAUGUAUGAAAAAAAUAAUUUAAUGUAUGAUAACUUUCAUAAAGAUAAUUUCUUAAUUAAAAAGGAAGAAAUAUUACAAAAAGAAAAAAGUAAUAAUAAUAAUUAUAAAACCAUAAAGAAAAUAGAAAGAAAUAAAGAAAUAAAUAAUUUUAAAAUAAUAAGAAUAUUAAGUGAUAUGUGUAAUACAGUCGAAGUAUUUUUAAUUUUUUAUAAAAAUAGUGUAUUUUAUAACAGAUAUUUAAAUAAUAUAAAAAUAGAGAAAAAUAAUUGGUUGAACUUUAUUGAAAAUAAAAAUAACCUUCGUUUUGAAGUAGAUCGUAAUAUAUUUAACAAAAACGAAGAACUUUUUAAGAAAGUUAUAAAUUCAUAUUUUUUAUUUCAAAAAAAAUUUAAAGAAAAUAAGAAAAAUUUAGUGAAUUUUAACAAAGCAUUAUGUGAAGAAUUCAAAAAAUUUCAAGAAGUUAAAACAGAUGAAAAAAUAGAAAAUAAAAAUGUAUUAGUAAAUUCUCUAAAUAGUAAUUUUAUAAGUAUGGAAGAAGAAGAUAUUUUUAUAGAAAAUUAUAAGUAUAAGAUUAAUAAAAAAAGUGAAAUUGUUACUUUUGAUGAAAAAAUUAUUCAAAAAAUUCAAGAAGUAUUACAUAAUUUUUCAAUAGAUUCUUUUAAUUUAAACUUUAUAUUAUAUAGUAUCUUUAAUAAUACUAAACCUAUAAUUAUUGUAGAUAUAAGAGAACUAAAAUCUGAUUUAUCAUAUAAAUUAUAUAGAAGUAAAAUGCAUAUAAUUCCUUAUUCUCUAUUAGUUGGAGAUUAUAUACUAACAAAAAAUAUAUGCGUUGAAAGAAAAACAAUAGUAGAUUUAAUUCAAUCACUAAAUAAUAACAGAUUGCAUAAUCAAAUUAAUCAAAUGUCAAAGUAUUAUUCUAUAUAUGUAUUAUUAAUAGAAUUUAAUAACAAACAUUUAUUUUAUUUUUCCUCAUUAAAUGAUAAAUAUUCUAUUUAUACUAAGUUAAUUAUUUUAUGUCUUCAAUUUUCUAAACUUAAAAUUUUAUGGAGUCCUUUUUCUCUUUUUACUGUUAAACUUUUCUGGUCAUUGAAGGUAAAUUCAGAACAACCAGAUAUUUUCAAAUCGCUUCAUAUUGAUAUAACUUUGCAAAAAAAUUCGCAUCAACAAGUUGAAAGUUAUCAAAAACAAAAAAAUAAGCAUAAUGAAGAAAAUAAAAUUAUAGAAAUUAGUGAGGAAAAAAAAAAAAAUGAAAAUUUUAAAGAAAUACUAAAUAAAGAGGAAAUAGACAUUAAACAAGAUGAAAAAGAAAAAACAGAGAAAGAAAAAACAGAGAAAGAAAAAACAGAAAAAGAAAAUAAUAAUAAAGGACAUACCAGCAUAACUGGAGAACUAAUGAAUGAACAGAUAUAUGGAAGUUCUGAUGAUGAAAGUAUGAAUAUAAAAGAUUGUAAUUAUGAAACAAUAAAUGAUUUAUUUGACAAAAAUUUAAAUAAUAUAAAUAAAUUAGAUAAUGAAAAAAUAUUUAAAAAAGUUGAAAAUGCAACUAACUGGAACGCUAUUGAAAUUUUAAAAUCACUCCCGGGGGUUACAGAAAAAAAUAUGCAUCUUAUAAUAAAUAAUGUUAAUUCAUUAUAUGAUUUAUGUGAAAAAAAAUUAGAAGAAUUAGAAAAUUAUAUGAGUAAAAAUAAUGCAAAACUGUUAUAUGAAUUUUUAAAUACAAAUGUAUCAUAA
Messenger RNA from Plasmodium gallinaceum, 4338 nucleotides. It is a transcript of the gene ERCC4, whose product is annotated as DNA repair endonuclease, putative. The record is from RefSeq and is a predicted model, not a curated record. The transcript has a single exon. Bases 1 to 4338 code for a protein of 1445 amino acids. Gene Ontology annotation, molecular function: single-stranded DNA endonuclease activity; single-stranded DNA binding; damaged DNA binding. Lineage: Eukaryota; Apicomplexa; Aconoidasida; Haemosporida; Plasmodiidae. Gene Ontology annotation, cellular component: nucleotide-excision repair factor 1 complex. Gene Ontology annotation, biological process: resolution of meiotic recombination intermediates; nucleotide-excision repair involved in interstrand cross-link repair; double-strand break repair via homologous recombination.